UGGGUGCGGUGUCUCGGGGCUCCCAGAGGCUGUCCAGCCCUAACGCCCAGUGGCUCGGCGGUGACUCCCACCCUGCUGGGCCAUGUCAAAAGCUCCUGGCUCUGCCUUGCUGCCCUCGACCCCGGAGUCCCGGAAACUCGCGCCCCGGAGCCUCAGCUGCCUCUCGGACAUGGAUCGGCGACCCUGCAAACCUCCGGGCUGCGACCCUCGCCUGCGGCCCAUCAUCCAACGACGCUCGCGCUCGCUGCCCACCUCCCCAGAGCGCCGGGCCAAGUCUGCGGGAGCCCCCGGCGCCGCGUGCGGAGCCGGCUGCAACCGGCAGGUCCGGGUGCGCUUCGCUGACGCGCUGGGCCUGGAGCUGGCGCAGGUCAAGGUGUUUAACGCAGGCGACGACCCGUCCGUGCCGCUGCACGUGCUGUCGCGCCUAGCCAUCAACUCGGACCUGUGCUGCAGCAGCCAGGACCUGGAGUUCACACUGCAGUGCCUGGUUCCCGACUUCCCGCCGCCCAUCGAAGCCCCGGGCUUCGGAGAUCGCCUGGCACGGCAGCUCGUGUGCCUGGAACGUGUCACCUGCUCCGACCUGGGCAUCAGCGGCACAGUGCGCGUGCGCAACGUGGCCUUCGAGAAGCAGGUGACGGUACGCUACACCUUCUCUGGCUGGCGCAGCGCACACGAGGCAGUGGCGCGCUGGAGAGGGCCUGCGGGUGCUGAAGGUACCGAGGACAUCUUUGCCUUCGGCUUUCCAGUGCCUCCCUUCCUGCUGGAGCUCGGCUCCCAGGUACACUUCGCACUGCGCUAUGGCGUGGCUGGUGCCGAGUACUGGGACAACAAUGAUGGUCGCGACUAUAGCCUUACUUGUCGCAGUCAUGCCCUGCACAUGCCACGCGGGGAGUGCGAGGAGAGCUGGAUCCACUUCAUCUGAGCUGCAGGCUUCCAUCUCUGCAGACCUUCAAUCACUUCCCCACCAUUGCAGCUCUCUCGGAGCCGCUGUCUCCCAACCCAUCCUUCCUUCCCAGUGGUCUGGCCUCAUUUCUCACUGUGAAGCCCUGCAGCGAUAGCCUGGCUUGUCUCCUAGUGAAUUCUCUGGAGAGCCUGGCGGUCAGAAGACCAGG
Messenger RNA from Grammomys surdaster, 1112 nucleotides. It is a transcript of the gene Ppp1r3d, whose product is annotated as protein phosphatase 1 regulatory subunit 3D. Gene Ontology annotation, molecular function: protein phosphatase 1 binding; glycogen binding. The record is from RefSeq and is a predicted model, not a curated record. The transcript has a single exon. Lineage: Eukaryota; Metazoa; Chordata; Mammalia; Rodentia; Muridae. Bases 83 to 922 code for a protein of 279 amino acids. Gene Ontology annotation, biological process: regulation of glycogen biosynthetic process. Gene Ontology annotation, cellular component: protein phosphatase type 1 complex.